This is a messenger RNA of Entrophospora sp. SA101, 336 nucleotides long. The record is from the annotation of a GenBank genome assembly. Lineage: Eukaryota; Fungi; Glomeromycota; Glomeromycetes; Entrophosporales; Entrophosporaceae.
AUGCAAUCCAAAGAACUUGAAGAACAAGCUUGGAAAUUGAUUGAGACCCGUCAUGCACAAUACAAUGGAGAUGUUGAGUUGGUUGAGAUCCGCGAAGAAGGUGAAGAGAUUAAAGAAUAUUUGGAUUCAUUAAGUGAGGAGCAAAGUGAUGAUAAUUAUGGUAAGAGGGAAAUUAAUGAAUAUUUUACAAAAACAUUUGGGAGAAAAGCAGAAAAAAGAAACCAUCAAAUACAUUACCGAACGAACAAAGACAUAAAAAAUUUUCUGCUAAAUGGAUUUAAACCUACACCAUUAAUGAUUAAUGACGAAGACGACGAUAAUGAAGAUGAAUAUUAA